AGGCUCCCAAGGAGAUGAUCCAGGCACGCAAGGAAAGGACUGGAGAUGGCAGUGCUUGAAGAGGAACGCUUCUCUGUGCGUCAGCACCGUCGCACACUGCUCAGAGUUAUUUGCCUCUGGGUAAAAUUAGUUUUUUUCAGUUGGGCUGAAUUUAUUCCACGGGAACAGAUUCGGCUCCGGCUUUUCUUCCUUAUUAGCUGUCUUAUGUCCAAACUUCAGACUAUUAAACGUCAGAAUGUUCUAUAUUAUUUAAUAUUAGAGUUAAACUAAUUUUAGUCACUGUAGAUUAUGUCUGAAAUACGUUGUAAUUUGCUCGUUCAUGGUUAAACGUGGCAGUUUGGAGGAACUAAUUAUCCUUUCAAAGUGCAGUUAGGGGAGAAUUUGUUUCUACUAUUAAUCAAACAUGCUUUUGAGACGUGUUUCUUGCAGGGGACGGGGCAGGACAGGGCACAAUGUGCUGUUUCAGCUACAAAGCGAUGGAAAGGAACAGGAAGAGCACCAAGCAAAACAGGAUGUCAAAGAGGAGAAAUCAGCCUAAAAUUAGUUAGCUGCUAGUUGGAAAAUCUGCUUUCUUCUUUUCGUUCGCCCUGUUAGCCAAACCAACGCGCCGCUGUCUUUGCUAAAUAUGAAAACCAUUGACUGCUGAGCAGGCUUUUGUGUUGAAGAUACAGGCCAAAAUACGAACUGACGCUGUGUUGAGAUGAUUCCUUUGUUGUUGCAUACACAUUGUAAUUUGUAAAGAUAUAGAGCUCAACAGUGUCUUAAGCCAAAUGAAGCUUCAGUUUCGAUGUUUGGAGACCUGAGUUAUAUUCUAACCAGUCAUGGCCAUGAAUGCAUGCAUAUUUUAGCUCCUUUUGCACAAGAGGCCGCUAACGUUUUAUUUUCUGCCUUUGACUUGUGGGUCUUUGAAAACUGACCUUUAUCGAAGUCGGAGUCUCUACUAAUAUUUCAGCUGCAUGCAACAUCCAUUGGUUUCUGAGCAAAAUACAAGGACAGUUAUGUAGCUUCUGAACUAAACGGUUGCCUUGUUUAAAAAGGAAAAAAGAAAAAAAAAAAGAAGAAAAAAGAAAAAAAAGAAGAAAAAAAAAAAAAAAGCAUGCGGAGUUAAUGGGACAUACAGCCCUUUGUGUUAGAUGUCAGCCAGUGCAGGAGAAAGGCUUCAUACUGUCGGCACUGGAGCACUUUUGAAGAUAGAGGGCGUGAUUCUCAUUUAUAAAGCAGGUCGCCGCCAUACGCCUCGCUAGGGGGGUGCUCGCCUGGAGCGCGGCAGUGGCUCGAGGUAGGUGAGACUCAGCCCAGGUAUUUUCAAGAAAGAUGUAGAGUUUAAACAAAAACAAAGAACCAACAAAACCACAGUUAAAACUCAAUUCUUUUUUUUUUUUUCCUUGUUUCUCGUUUUUCAAAUGUUGCCAUAUAAUAUAAGAGUUGUCUUUAUUCUGUAUUUCAUCCAGCAGGUGUUUUAACAGUGUUAAUUUGCCAUUAAUGAUGUUAAACUCUUGAGUGUUUUACAAUAAACAGUUAUGAAUUAGUCCGGCCGCUGCGUUUUGCUUGGAAACACCUCCAGCAGCAAAGGGAGAAGCACAGCACUGCUACACCUGACAUUUCCAGCUAUUCUGUUAGAGCAGAGCAUCUGCAGGUAUCCACCCCCUCCGUGUGUGUGUGUGUGUGUGUUCCUCCUCAGUGGAGGAGGACUUUUAUCAACCAGAAGGGCACCACGAGAGUGGAUUACUUCCUUCCUCCUGAUGCAAUUUGCUGAAAGGCCUGCGUGUGCCAGAUGUGUGUGUCUCAACGUGCGUCCAUCUGCAGUUGUGGCUCUUGGCAGACACAGGAGUUGCACACGCGGGGGGAGACGUCUCACUGCUGUGAGUGCGGGAAGCUAGGAAGUUUCCUACCUACUGCUUGGAAGUGCAGGAGUGUCAGGAGCAUUGCUUCCCUCUCUGAGGGGUCAAUGGGCUGUUGGAGGGCAGCAAAAAUCGUUGGGGAGCACCUUCAGAAUGAUGCUGGAGGCGGGCUUGGAGGUGAUGUUUGAGUGCAGGAGCGAAGCAGGGAAGACACAAACGCAUCUUCCUGGCUCUUCCUUCGUUUUAUCUGUGUAGCUCCCUGUUUGGAGAACUGCAGUGAGAGCACUGUGCAGCAGCUUACAAACACAUCUUCCUGCUGAUCUUUGUCACAUCGUACAUCCUCUUUUAUUUUCUUUUUUUUUUUCUUUUGGUAUUGCUAUUACUUGGACUUCCCUAAGCUGAUUCCUGUGCGCUUGAAGCAACACCAGUUCCAGUGGGACUGGGGGAUCUGAGACCUUGGAGCUGUUUGCAAGUUAGCUGUGAUUUUGAAACUCGAAGCAGGUAUGGACGGGAAGAAAUGCAGCGUGUGGAUGUUUUUGCCCCUUGUGUUUACCCUAUUUACGUCAGCUGGGUUAUGGAUUGUGUACUUUAUAGCAGUGGAAGACAACAAAAUUAUUGCACUAAAUGUACCGGAGAGGAAACCAGGUUCCAAAAGACCACCUUAUAUAAGUAUUGCAGGUGAUGCUCCUCCCGCGAGCUGCGUGUUUAGCCAAGUCAUGAACAUGGCAGCAUUUCUAGCACUUGUUGUUGCUGUCCUGCGUUUCAUUCAGCUGAAGCCAAAGGUGCUGAACCCUUGGCUGAACGUCAGCGGCCUGGUGGCGUUGUGCCUGGCCUCCUUUGGGAUGACCUUACUCGGCAACUUCCAGCUUUCUAAUGAUGAGGAGAUCCACAAUGUGGGCACAUCACUGACCUUUGGCUUUGGGACCUUGGCAUGCUGGAUUCAGUCUGCUCUCACCCUCAAGAUCAACCUGAAGAAUGAGGGACGGAAAGCUGGGAUUCCACGAGUUGCCUUAUCGGCCGGCAUCACUCUCUGCGUGGUGCUUUAUUUCAUCCUGAUGGCGCAAGGCAUCCACAUGUAUGCUGCCAGGAUCCAGUGGGGCCUGGUGAUGUGCUUCCUGUGCUACUUUGGCACGUUUGCCGUGGAGUUCAGGCACUACAGAUUUGAGAUAGUUUGUUCUGAGUACCAGGAAAACUUUCUGAGCUUUUCUGAAAGCUUGUCAGAAGCCUCCGAGUACCAGACGGAUCAGGUGUAGCCUGUCCUUUGGCCAGGGGGAGGGGGGCAGGUGCACUUCUAUGGUUAGACAUGACCUCAUUUACACUUUUUUUGAUGAGUUUGUUUUCCACGUGCAAUCAUUGUCGUAUUGCCAAAGGGCUCUGAGGGCGAUUGCCUCAUUAAGGGCCAAACAAAAAUAGCUGCCUGCUGGAAGAGGACUGGAUCCUUCUGAACAGCAGUGCCGGGUAGCACAAGUUGUUCAGUUUGUGCUGUCAGAGACUCUUUCUCAGCAGCUCCAUCUCACACCUGCUGUUCAAGAUGUUCGGCAGCAGAUCCUCUCGGUGCCCCUCCCAGGCAGGCACUGCUCUGCCUGUCCUAUAGGGGAGGAGAUGAAGGAAACAGGCCUGUCUGGGCAUCGUCUUCAGACAUUGCUGGUUCCUGAGUUGCUAGGCUGCACUUUUUGUAUCUUUUUUGCAUUGUUUUCUUUGCUGCUGAUAGGAGUAACUUGGUAGGGUGAGAAGGAAUGGCUGUUUUCUCUGGACUUAAAACUGGACAUUGGAAGACCCAAACUGACCAGCAUUUACGAGCAGGUGGGCAUUGCUUCCAGCCUGGAAAGCAGCUGAUGGCAAAGCUGGAUUUGGGAGAGAUCAUGUGAGACUUUGCUGAUGCUGCCUGGCAGCAGAGAGGACUGUGCCCAUGCCAGAGGAGAUGGCACAGGGGAGCACUAUGCUGGGCUUGGUGUUUCGUGGGCUGCAAUGGGGACUGAUGGAAGCCAGGUGCUGAAUUAAUAAGUGAAUGCCUAUGUGCUCUAAAGAUGACCCAGAAGAGGCUGCUCUUUUUAAGUGUUUAGUGCUUCCACUACAUAUCAUCUGUAGGAUUUCAAAAGCUGCUUGUUGUUGUUGUUGUUGUUCACAGAAGAGGUAAACAUUGUGUUAGAGACACUGGACUUACCUACAAUGAAAACAGAAUCAUUGCAGCUGGGCUUUACUGUGUGUAGGGUUUUUAGUUGGUUUUGUUUGUGUUUUGCUCCUUAUGCACUUACAAGUCAAACUUCAGACACAUUUUGUCCCUGUCUGCGAUCCAGACUUCUCCCUUGGCCAGUUUUCCUGAAUGGGCUUCUAAUGAGUGUCAAGGCUGGGGGACUUGGCCUAAGUCACCAAAAGCAGGAGUAGCUUUGCUCUGCACUCCUGGGGGUGCUUGAAGUAGAAAUAUAACAAGGAGAAACAUUUCCUGCAGACAUAGUGUGUGUGUGUGUGGUUAAAGCCCAUCUCUGAGAACACGGAGUUGGGGAAGGCUGCUGGAUCAGACAGGUAGGGGAUGGAUGGGACUCAUUUCCCUAAGCAGGCUAAGCUUAGGUUUGCUUCUUCUGCCUGUGCUGACAUGGGGCAUCUCAUCACCCCUGUGGGAAAAGAAGCAGAAAUGAAAAUGGUGGCAAGAAGUGUUUGUAGGGAAACUCCUACCACACUAUAGUAUUUCUGACAGAAAGGGAAAGGGCAUGAGGGCAUUCAGCGCUCUGCAAAGGGCAGAGGCCUCUCCAGGAAGGAGAAAUGGUCAAGAAGACCUUCUGUUAAAGCUAGUGCCCUUUACAUGAUCUUUCAUGGCUCAGAACUUGUUUUUGGGAAGGGAGGUGCUGAGGCUGUGGCUCAGGGCACACCAGGUCAUCCACAGCUCCACCAGCAGUCCUGCACUGAGUGGUGGGGGAUGGGAUGCAGGGGGACCCAACGUGGGCACACGGUGGAUGCAUAGGGAGCACAGAGCAGUGUUUUGCUUUAAGGGUGUUUUAUUGUAAAUAGUCCUCUUUGUUUUGUUGGGUUUUUUUUUAAAUCAAUUACUACUUUUUGGUUUAUUGUUUUAUACUUUGUAACAACUUUAACAAAGAAAAAGAAGGAUGAUGAUUGUGACUUGUUUUUCCUUUUCCUAUAUGCAAUCCAAACUCAACUUCAGGUUUUUGGUAAUAACUCUGUACAUUUCUUACAGUAUUUCUAACAGCACAUUUCAAUACAACUAAACGACAACCACUAUACACUUGACCACUAAAUAAAGUGCUUUUAUGGAGAAA
Messenger RNA from Gallus gallus (chicken), 5113 nucleotides. It is a transcript of the gene TMEM150C, whose product is annotated as transmembrane protein 150C. NCBI's taxonomy places the organism in Eukaryota, Metazoa, Chordata, Aves, Galliformes, Phasianidae. The transcript is spliced from 9 exons. The record is from RefSeq and is a predicted model, not a curated record. Bases 2345 to 3094 code for a protein of 249 amino acids.